AUGCCAGUUGAAUUCUUAGCUAGUGUUCUUUUUGAUGGGCCACAGGUUAUACCUUAUUGGGAGCAAAUAAAACAAUAUGGGCCUACACUAAUACCCAUUGCCACCACUGUCGCUUUAGGAAAAUACUAUUUCCGCGGAGCAACCAAUACAUGGGAACGCGAUUUGCAUGGGAAAGUAUACAUGAUUACUGGUGGUACGUCUGGUAUUGGUGCAGUGAUUGCGCAUGAGUUGGCUAUGAAAGGUGCACAACUAAUUAUUCUUACCAGAAGAACUGAUGAUCUGUGGGUGGCGGAAUAUAUUGAUGAUUUGCGUGAUCAAACUUCCAACCCAUUGAUUUACGCCGAGCAGUGUGAUUUAAACUCACUUUACUCGGUUAGAAAAUUUGCAACUAAAUGGUUGGAUAACGCAACACCUAGACGAUUGGAUGGUGUUAUUUGCUGUGCAGCUGAAGCCAUUCCUAGAAAUAUUCCUCGUCAAAUCACUGUUGAUGGAGUUGAAAAACAAAUGGGAAUCAACUAUUUAGGCCAUUUCCAUCUACUCACUCUAUUAGAACCAAGCUUGAAACUGCAACCUCCUGAUAGAGAUGUGCGAGUAUUGAUUGCCACUUGUUCAUCACAAAGCUUGGGAGAGAUUGAUUUACAGGAUUUGUUGUGGGAGCAGAAACAAUAUCCCACAAGUCAGCCAUGGAAGGUUUACGGUAGCUCGAAAUUACUAUUGGGUGUCUUUGCGAAGCAGUAUCAAAAGCGAUUGAUGGAGUAUGAACGUAAGGAUAAAGCACCAUGCAAUAUCCGUAUAAAUUUGGUAAAUCCUGGGUUAGUGAGAACUCCAUCGACAAGGAGAUUCAUUUCAAUGGGAACAAUCUGGGGAUUGUUGCUUUACUUGAUCACCUUCCCCGUUUGGUGGUUGUUUUUGAAAAGUGUCUAUCAAGGAGCGCAAACUUUUUACUUUGGAUUAUAUGCACCUGUGUUGAUGAAGAUGGAAGGAGGGUGCUUGUUGCAAGAGUGUAAAAUCAUGACUAAAAUUAGAAAAGAAAUAGAUGACAAAGAGUUGCAGGAAAAAGUAUAUCACAAUACUACUGAAUUGAUUAAGAAGCUCGAAGUGCAGUCUGCAAUUGAACGUAAAAAGAAUAAGACCGAAGAAGAGAUCCAACAGGAGAAAGAGGCAGAGUUGAAAAGGAAAAGGGAUGUCAAUAUCCAACCCAAGACUACUGAAGAACUAAAUCAGAAAUUGAAUACCUUGAGAAGUCAAAUUGGUAUUGGAGGUGGGUCUUCUGUUAGUAACAACGAAAAUGGGAUGCCUUUGUUUCCAGAAGAGUCUGAUUUGGAAAACUUGAAAAACAACAGCAGCAGUAAGAAUAGAACUGAUGGUAAGAAGUCACUGAAGAAGAAAAGUAAAGGAAAGAAGUAG
Molecule: messenger RNA, 1407 nt
Organism: Lodderomyces theae
Lineage: Eukaryota; Fungi; Ascomycota; Pichiomycetes; Serinales; Debaryomycetaceae
Product: putative oxidoreductase
Exons: 1
Coding region: 1-1407 (468 amino acids)
Source: RefSeq, a predicted model, not a curated record